UAACGAGUAAUAAAUUUAUUAAAUGGAACUAAAGGAUAAUUGCACGAUUUGCAUGAUGGACAUGCGCAGAAAAUCAGUCGUGCGUUUGCUUCCAUGUGGACAUUUAUUGCACGCAAAAUGUAGUGGACCUGUCAUUGUAGAAGAGAAGUGUCCAAUAUGUCGAGGAAAUAUUGAAGGAAAUAUAACAACGAGGACAGAUUGCGGAUUGUUGAGGCCGCUAAUAAGGGAGAAGACUGGUGCAGUUUAG
Rhagoletis pomonella (apple maggot) is the source of this 247-nucleotide messenger RNA. Its product is annotated as RING finger protein 150-like. The transcript is spliced from 2 exons. Bases 23 to 247 code for a protein of 74 amino acids. Lineage: Eukaryota; Metazoa; Arthropoda; Insecta; Diptera; Tephritidae. The record is from RefSeq and is a predicted model, not a curated record.